Molecule: messenger RNA, 681 nt
Organism: Capsicum annuum
Lineage: Eukaryota; Viridiplantae; Streptophyta; Magnoliopsida; Solanales; Solanaceae
Exons: 2
Coding region: 1-681 (226 amino acids)
Molecular function (GO): nucleic acid binding
Source: RefSeq, a predicted model, not a curated record
AUGGCGAAGACUAUGAAUGCCAACAGGACUAAUUGGGAAAGAAAUUUAGAUAAUGCAUUAUGGGAUUACAUCACAUCUUAUAAAACCACCAUAUGUGACUCACCUUAUCAGUUGGUGUAUGAUAAAGAUUGCCACUUACCAAUAAAUAUUGAGCAUAAGGCACCAUGGGCGUUAAAUAAGUUGAAUCUAGAGUGGAAGGAUGCAGCCAAGUCAAGGUUGAACAAUAUCAAUGAGUUGGAUGAAUUCCUACUCUGGGCAUAUGAAAGUUCAGCACUUUACAAGGAAAAGAUAAAGUUGCAUCACGAUCACAAAAUGAAGAAAAAAGUAUUCAAUAAGGGUGACGAAGUACUGCUCUAUAAUUCCAAGCUUCAUUUGUUUCCAGGUAAUCUAAGGUCAUGGUGGUAUGGUCCAUUCACGGUGAUAAGAGUCUAUCCCUAUGGUUCUUUAGAAUUCAAGAGGUAUGGUGAGCCCCCAUUUAAGGUAAAUUGUCAAAGAGUGAAGAACUACCUGAGAAAUAUAAAAGACAUAAAUGAAGUAGCUAAUAUUGAAUUUAACGUAGACUAUGUAGUCAAGGAAAUUACGUCGUUCCAUGAUGUUAAAUCAAGAUUGUAUGAGAGGGCUAAGAAAAUUAGAAAAUACUCAAGGAAGUUGAAGAGAAGUAGUCAUACAGAAUCUUUAUGA